AUGAACGAGACUUCAUCGGAUGAUGAUCCUGGGAAGAUUCUAAAAUGGUUUCCAGGGACUGCUGAGCAAGAACAGCGAUUUCGAAAAUGGAUCGAAGAAACCGAUGAACCUCUCUUGUUUCAAAAUGUUUCCCGGUGGUUGUGGGAAAAUGCCGAUACUAUUUUUGACGACCUCUACGACGAGGAUGGUAUUCAAGAUAUUUUAAAUAACAUGGCCAAAGAUUUUCAAAGAUGGGCCAAUGUUCGCGAUACUCUUACAACGGACAAGUGGAAGAAAGAGAUCCUUGGGCUGGAUUGGAGCAAUUACAUACUGCAUGCUGAUUUCACGCCUUCUAUGGCCGAGUGGUGCAUCGAAGAGCUAAGGCACAAAGCGGACCUUUACCAAAAAACAGGCCUCAUUCCAGUUUUAGACCACGCUGCUUGUGUUAUUAAAUCCGACAAGCUCGUACCCGAAGCCCUAAACCAUGAACUCUCUAUCGGCAGCCAAAAAUUACUACAAGUCAUAUCUAAUGGCGAAAUAUCCCACGGUGGUUUCGCUUUUGAUUUGAUAGAUCCUUCCAUAUGCCCGCUCAUGUACAACCGCUCUCGAAUUCUUCCAGACCGACUUAUAGACCUCACCGACUGUCUAGAAGCUUGCGGUGGAGGGGAUACUCUUGCAAGCCUUUGGGAUCCGAAUAACGAUACAAGCUGCGAGGAUUUUGAUACCUCUUUUCAAUGGCUUCCAUGCAAUGUCAUUAUGGAUGAUGCCGGACACGCCAAGAUCAACAGUUAUAUCAACAACCUACACCCAAUAGAGCAUGCCGAUAUGUAUACUACCAUCGAAAAGUUCAUCACCCUGGCUCUACCAGCUUUAGAUAUUGUAUACAGAUGGCCGAAAGAGUUUUCACAUCAACGAAUAGGUGUUGAGGAUAUCCGUUAUGACUGUAAAACUCCGAAUAUUUGCGCCGGAGGAUGCAAUUGGUUGAACAUGCCUCUAUCUGCAAUGGAAGCGUAUCUUAAGAGAAAUAAGACCCACGAGGAGAGAGAAGCACUCAAGAAGGAACAAAAACCGGUAGCAGCCGAUACAAAGUCUGAGUCAGUUACGCUGCCUGAAUGCGAUGAAAAUCACCUGCUCAAUCUCAGAUUGGAACGCAACGAGGAAUAUUUGGACAAGUUCCUACGCGUCUGGAUCUUUGAAGGCAAUGAGAUGUGUCGAAACAUGCUAGACAGGCAUAGCGACCCCAUUUUCAAGUGGUUCAACGAGACUCAUCCUUUCCAGUUUCCUGAGCUAAGAUCAACAUCUUUCGAUAAGCAUGUUCGCUUAAAGUCAUCUGACGUUCGCUCGUCUGCUUUCUUUCUACGAAAAAAUAAGCAUCUUCAAUUCAUCGUUAAGCUGAGUGAAAUCCAUCUCACGCCGGAAAAUCCAGAGUACGCUGGAGAUUUGUGGGGUGUGGAUGGUUGGCGCAACGAGCAUAUCGUGUCUACAGCUUUUUUCUGCUACGAUAGCGACAACGUGACGGAUUGUCACAUCUACUUCGACACGGCCAUUUUAUCAGGGGAUUUAUAUACCGUGCCACACCCUGAAAGCGAUGACCUCCUGCGGGCGUUUAACCUACCACCAGCAGCCAGUUCCCAAGUCUUAGGCCGAGUCCUUGCCAGUCCUGGCAAGGCUGUUUUCUACCCCAACGUUUACAGACACCGCCAGGGGUCAUUUUCACUUGCGGACCGCUCUCGGCCGGGCCAUUACAAGGUUCUCAAGCUAUGUCUAGUUGAUCCCGCCCUCCCCAUCAUAUCGACAUCCAACGUUCCACCUCAGCAAUUUCACUGGUGGACUGAAUGCAAAGUCCACCGCGAGGGAGUACGACUUGCCCAAAGGCUACCGCCAGAGCUGCGAAAGAUUGUGUACGAUUACGUAGAUAUGCCUAUUGAUGGUAAAAGGGCGGAAGAUAUUCGACGCCAAUUCGCAAGUAAGAGAAUGGUAGCAGGGAUUCGCACACCUAUUGGCGGAACUGAUGAGGUAUCAGAUUUGAAUGGGUCUAAUAAUCAAUAA
Trichoderma aggressivum f. europaeum is the source of this 2028-nucleotide messenger RNA. RefSeq lists its product as uncharacterized. The record is from RefSeq and is a predicted model, not a curated record. The transcript has 4 exons. Lineage: Eukaryota; Fungi; Ascomycota; Sordariomycetes; Hypocreales; Hypocreaceae. Bases 1 to 2028 code for a protein of 675 amino acids.